CGCGGUGGGGGAGGCGCUGAUAGGACUAUGCCGAGCGGGGCCCUGCCCGCGCCAAACGCUGUCUGAGCCCGUGUCCUGCCUGGGCGGCGGUAGGAGCCGCUGGGCCGCCCCCGACAUGGCCGAGCCCUCGGUCCCCUCCUCCGGCGGCGGCGGCUCCCUGCCGCUCAUGGAAUCAGAGCUCUACUUCCUCGUCGCCCGCUUCCUGAGCACCGGGCCCUGCCGGAGAGCGGCGGAGGUGCUGGUGCAGGAGCUGGAGCAGCACCAGUUGCUUCCUAAAAGGUUGGAUUGGGAAGGAAAUGAGCAUUGUAGAAGUUAUGAAGAUUUGGUCUUAUCCAACAAACAUGUGGCUCCAGAUCAUUUGUUGCAAAUUUGCAAGCGUAUUGGCCCUAUACUGGAUAAAGAGAUUCCACCCAGCAUUUCACGAGUGAAUUCCUUACUUGGUGCAGGGAGGCAGUCAUUGCUACGUACAGCAAAAGAUUGCAGGAAUACUGUUUGGAAGGGCUCUGCUUUAGCUGCUCUUCGUAGAGGAAGACCUCCUGAAAUUCCUGUGAACUAUGGCCCUCCACCAAACCUUGUGGAAGUAAAUCGUGCAAAACAAUUAACUGGGUAUGCAACAUAUAGAACAUCAUUUCCAGGAAGUAUGUAUCAGCACAUAAGGAUGCAUAGGCGGAUUCUUGGCCAUCUCUCUGCAGUCUACUGUGUUGCAUUUGAUAGGACUGGACACAGAAUAUUUACUGGUUCAGAUGAUUGCUUGGUGAAAAUUUGGUCUACUCACAAUGGCCGCUUGCUCGCCACACUACGAGGUCAUUCAGCCGAGAUUUCAGAUAUGGCUGUGAAUUAUGAAAACACUAUGAUUGCAGCUGGAAGCUGUGAUAAAAUGAUCAGGGUAUGGUGCCUGAGAACUUGCGCACCAGUUGCUGUGCUCCAGGGACACACGGGAUCCAUUACAUCUUUACAGUUUAGUCCAAUGGUCAAAGGCUCCAUGCGCUACAUGGUAUCUACUGGUGCAGAUGGAACAGUUUGCUUUUGGCAAUGGGAUGCAGAUUCCAUGAAAUUCAGUAAUCGGCCAGUGAAGUUUACAGAGAAAUCCAGGCCUGGAGUUCAGAUGCUUUGUUCUUCUUUUAGCAUUGGUGGUACAUUUCUAGCAACAGGCAGUACAGAUCAUGUUAUCAGGAUGUAUUUUUUUGGCUCUGAAACACCUGAAAAAAUAGCUGAACUGGAAAGCCAUGCUGACAAAGUGGACAGCCUUCAGUUUUCGAACAGCGGUGAUAGGUUCAUAAGUGGCAGCAGAGAUGGAACAGCCCAUAUCUGGUGCUUCCAGCAAACAGAAUGGAGGAGCAUCUUGUUGGACAUGGCUGACAGGUUACCAGGUGACUCUCAUUCUGAAGAAGACCGAUUUAUGAAGCCUAAAGUAACAAUGAUAGCUUGGAAUCAAAAUGAUAAUUUUGUUGUUACUGCUGUGAAUAAUCAUCUGCUAAAAGUUUGGAAUUCUUAUACUGGGCAAUUACUUCAUGAUAUGGUGGGACAUACGGAUGAAGUAUUUGUGUUGGAGACCCACCCUUUUGAUUCAAGGAUUAUGUUAUCUGCAGGCCAUGAUGGCAAUAUCUUUAUAUGGGAUAUUACAAAAGGCAUCAAAACUAAGCAUUAUUUUAACAUGAUUGAAGGACAAGGACAUGGUGCUGUUUUUGACUGCAAGUUUUCAUCAGAUGGACAACAUUUUGCCUGUACAGAUUCUCAUGGGCAUCUGUUGAUAUUUGGUUUUGGGUGUAACAAGCCUUAUGAAAAGAUUCCUGAUCAGAUGUUCUUCCACACUGACUACCGACCAUUGAUUCGAGACGCUAACAAUUAUGUCCUAGAUGAGCAGACACAACAGGCUCCUCAUCUCAUGCCACCUCCGUUCUUAGUAGAUGUGGAUGGAAACCCUCAUCCAACAAAAUACCAGAGAUUAGUACCAGGAAGAGAGAACUGUGCAGACGAACAUUUGAUUCCUCAACUGGGAUAUAUAGCAACAAGUGAUGGAGAGGUUGUUGAGCAAGUGAUAGGCCAGCAAACUGUUGACCAGGAUGAACAAAGUCUGGAACGCAACAUUCUUGAUGGCAUGAUAAGACAGUUACAGCAACAGCAAGACCAAAGAACUGGAUCAGAUCAAGAAGUUGUUCCAAAUGGACUACAAAAUGGAGAAGGAACACCUAGAAGAGGGUUUAGAAGGCCAAGUUUAGACAUCCAGUCCCCCCCAAAUAUUGGUCUGCGUCGCAGUGGGCAAGUGGAAGGUGUACGUCAAAUGCAUCAGAAUGCUCCACGAAGUCAAAUUGCCACAGAGCGAGACCUUCAAGCUUGGAAACGAAGAGUAGUUGUACCAGAAAUACCACUGUAUUUAUUCAGAAAACAGGAGGAGUACCGUAUUGCAAAAGGAGAGGAAGAGAGAGCGCUCUAUACAACAGAGAGGAAAAGGAAGACAUUUCAGUUCUCAGAAAAGAGUGACUCUGAAGCUUCACUGAUACAAUCCAAGCGUAGACUGCAUAGGCGUAAAUAUCCAAGUUAUCGAACACGGAAUAACACAGAACAACUUGAUUCAUCUGAUGAGGAAAGGGAUGACUGUUUUGGCUUUAUAAACCAGGAAGCAGAAGAAAGUGACUGUUUGGAUUCUUCUGAUGAGGAGGAAGAAUGGAAAAGUGACAAGAAAAGCAACAGUAACAGUUCUAGUGACUCUUCAAGUAGAUAUUCUGACUGGAUAGCUGAUGCAGGAAUAAAUCUCAAGCCUCCUGUGCGAACGUCUCGACGCAAAGCUAUCAGAUAUUGUAGUACUUCAGAAGAUGAAGUAUCAGCAGAGAAAUCUUCUCCUCCAAAGAGGAGAAGAAAAAGAAGGAAAAAACCCAAACCGAAAAAGCAGGAAGAGAAUGUGCAGAAUAGUACUCCCACACAGCCCGUAAACGAAGAUGUGUUAUAUGACUACCAUCCUCCUGUUUGGAUAACUGACACAGCACUUCGAAAAUCUCCUUUUGUUCCCCAAAUGGGUGAUGAGGUAAUAUAUUUUCGACAAGGUCAUGAAGCUUAUAUUGAAGCAGUCAGAAAAAAUAAUAUUUAUGAACUAAACCCCCACAAGGAGCCAUGGAGAAAAAUGGUCCUUAGGGAUCAAGAAUUGGUAAAAAUUGUUGGGAUACGAUAUGAAGUUGGUCCUCCUACACUGUGUUGCCUGAAGCUUGCCUUUAUAGACCAUGCCACUGGAAAACUUUCAGACAAAUCAUUUUCUCUCAAAUACCAUGACAUGCCAGAUGUCAUUGACUUCCUUGUAUUGCGUCAGUUUUAUGAUGAAGCACGGCAGAGGAAUUGGCAAGCUUCUGAUAGAUUCAGAUCCAUUAUUGAUGAUGCUUGGUGGUUUGGAACAGUGUUGGGUCAAGAGCCAUAUCAGCCACAGUAUCCAGAUAGUCACUUUCAGUGUUACAGUGUUAAAUGGGACAACGGUGAAAUUGAAAAGCUUAGCCCAUGGGACAUGGAGCCUAUUCCUGAUAAUGUUGAUCAACCUGAGGAAUUAGGAGCUAGUCUUUCUGUAACUUCGGAAGAAAUGGAGAAGCUACUAUACAAACCCCAAGAGGGAGAAUGGGGGAAAAGAUCUCGAGAUGAAGUAUGUGAGCAGAUUAUCAGUGGCAUUGAUCAGCUUCUGAAUCUUGACAUUUCAGCAGCUUUUGCUGGUCCAGUUGAUCUGAGUACAUAUCCAAAGUACUGUACAGUGAUAGCUUAUCCAACGGAUCUUUGCACUAUUCGGAUGAGACUAAUCAACCGGUUUUACAGGAGGAUCUCUGCAUUGGUGUGGGAAGUCAGGUGCAUUGAAAGUAAUGCCAGCACCUUCAAUGAACCUAAGAGUGCUAUUGCUCGGUCUGCUAAGAAGAUCACUAAACAGCUGUUAAAGUUCAUCGAUGAUCCAGUUUGUACAAACAUAUUUGAGCUUAGUAAUACAACAGAAGAUGAGCAGGACUCUCUUGAUGCUGCUGAUCUGGAGAAUGAUAAAUGUCUUCCAAGAAGUUCUUACAGAAGAGUAAAAAGACGGGUUAUGAAGAGACGAAGCAAUGUGAAAAUUAACUAUGAUGAAAAUACCUGGAAGAAACAAUGUAUGGAACUGGUGAAUUUAAUUUUCCAAUGCGAAGAUUCUGAGCCUUUUAGACAACCUGUUGAUUUGGACCAAUAUCCUGACUACAGACAUAUUAUAGACACUCCAAUGGACUUUGGUACAGUGAAGGAGACACUGGAAGCUGGAAAUUAUGACAACCCGAUGGAAUUAUGCAAAGAUAUAAGACUAAUAUUUAGCAAUGCAAAAUCUUACACUCCAAGUAAAAGAUCAAAGAUUUAUAGUAUGACCUUGAGAUUAUCAGCGCUAUUUGAGGAAAAAAUGAGAAGAAUCGUUUCAGACUUUAAAACUGGCCAAAAACACAAUGAAAGACUACGAAGAAGCCAGAGAUGUAACAGGAGGUUGCAAAGUCAUAGCAUGGUACAGCACCCUAACAAAACACUCAGAAAUGUGAAGCAGAAACCCUUAAAAUCUCAGGCAAAAAUUGAAUCUGAGCAGGAAGAUUCUUCUACCCAACCUACCUCUAGCAGAGCAGCAUGUGUUACAAGCCAUAAAAUAAAUGCUAGCACCUAUCCCCACAGUUCUGGUGAAUCUUCUGAUUCUGCUUGCAUGUCCUCACGUGAAAGAAAUGGAAAAGCUAGAACUACACCCGUAACAAAUCAUUCUGCGUUGUCAUCAGAAAGUGAAAUAGAAGGCUCUUCGGCUUCUUUCUCUGCCUCCUCAUCAGGAUCUUCCUCCUCUUCUUCAAGUAGCUCAGAGGAAAGUAAAGAAAGCUCUAUGGCUCUUGCAUCCCCAGUAUUACACAAUGGCAUAUCCAGAGCAAAGAACAGCAGCUUUAGGGUAACCAGAAAUAGAGCAGCUCAAAGAAAGCAAAUGGGAUCGGUUUCUCAGGGGAAUAGAAAUAUCAGAAAAACUGCCAGGAAAAGGCUAUAUAGAAGUGACUCUGAAAAUACUUCAGCAGUGGCUUGUGAAUCAUUGAGUAACAAAACUGGUAGACAUAGAAAAAUUCCACGCAGAAGUGCUACUGUGGCUGCUAAUAAAUUAAAGCUGAUGAGUGAUGUGGAGGAAGAGAUCUCCAGUUCAGAAAGUAUUGGCAUUGGAAGCAAGAACAGAAAACUGCCCCACCGCAAUGCUUCUGCUGCAGCCAGGAAACUGUUGUUGGAAGGCUCUGAUGAUGAGACAGGUUUAAAGUCUGAAAGUGAAAAAGAAUUAAAAGAACCGUAUGCAAGGAAGAAAAAACUUUCUCAGCCUGGUUCAUCUGCUGCUAGAAGAAAAUAUAUUAGUGAAUCUGAAGAUGGAAGUUCAGAUUCUGAAACUGAUACAAGAAAGGCACAAAAAAAUAGGCAAAGCAAUAGCAAAAAACCACCACACAGGAGAGUCUGUGCUGCAUCUCCUAAAAUUAAAAAUCCCACAGUAGAAUUUUCAGAGGAUGACUCCAAAAGCCAUAAGUCAGAGGAUGGGAUCAGUCAGGAAGUGUCCAAACAGUCAACUUCUACACACAAACAGCAUGCAGUGAGCAACUCAUCUGAGGAUGAGGAAGAUUCUGAGUCACGCAGGUGGAAUGGUAGAAAAAUCAAGAAGGUGACGAGUCAAAAACCUGUAACUCCAUUCAAAAAAGCAAAAGUCUUGAGUGACUUGGAGGACACAGCAGAGUCUGAAACAGAAGUGAAGGAGAAUGGAAGAAGUUCUGUGUCAGAGAGCAUGGAAACUUCUGGGACUGCAGGGAGCUCAAAAUCUGGACCGGAUGCUAGUUUCAAUUGCUCUUCUAAUUUAGCAUCUGAAACUGAUACCAAUAAUAGUAACUGUAGCGAUGCCAUAAACACAAAAAGGAGGAAAAGGGAAGUCACUAAAAAAGGAUCUUUCUCUCAAGAGAAUGGUCAUAGCAGAAGAGCUACCAGGAAAAGGUUCUAUGGGAGUGACUCAGAAUAUUCAAAGGGGGCUUACAAAAUAGUGAAUGACAAAGAUGAUGGUCGUAGAAGAAUUCCACGUAGAAGUGCAACUGUGGCUGCCAGUAAAUUAAGACUAAUGAGUGAUGUGGAGGAAGAGAUCUCCAGCUCAGAAAGUGUUGGCAUUGGAAGCAAGAACAGAAAACUGCCCCACCGCAGUGCCUCUGCUGCAGCCAGGAAGUUGUUAUUGGAUGGCUUUGAAGAUGACACAGGUUUAAAGUCUGAAAGUGAAAAAGAACUAAAAGAACAGUAUAUUAAACAGAAAACGCUUUCACAGGCUAGUUCAUGUGCUAGAAGAAAAUAUAUUAGUGAAUCUGAAGAUAAAAGUUCAGAUUCUGAAAUAGGUGCACAAAUGGCACAAAAGAAUAGGCAAAGCAAUGGCCAUAAACAACCACACAGGACAGUCUGUGCUGCAUCUCCUAAAAUUAAAAAUCCCACAGUAGACUUCUCAGAGCAGGACUCCAAAAGCCGUAAGUCAGGGGAUGGGAGCAGUCAAAAGGUAUCCGACCAGUCAACUUCUGCACACACACAACAUGCUGUGAGCAACUCUGAGGAUGAGGCAGAUUCUUUGUCAUGCAGGUGGAAUGGUAGAAGAAUUAAGAAGAUGACCAGUCAAAAGUCUGCAACUCUUUUCAAAAAAGCAAAAGCCUUGAGUGAUUUGAAGAACACAGCAGAGUCUGAAACAGAAGUGAGGGAGAAUGGAAGACGAUCUAUGUCAGAGAGAAUGGGACCUUCUGGAAUUGCAGGGAGCUCAAAAUCUGGACCUGAUGCCAGUUUCAAUUGCUCAUCUAAUUUAGAAUUUGAUACUGAUUCCAAUAGCAGUAACUAUAGCAAUGCCACAAACACAAAAAAAAGGAAAAGGAAAGGAAAAACAAAAGUCAUUAGAAAAGAAUCAACCUCUGAGGAGAUUGGACAAAAUACAAAAGUGCUCAGGAGCAGGACAUAUAUGAAUGACUACAAAAAAUAUACAAAGUUUUCUAGUGAGACAUUAAAUGCCAAAACUGUUACUAGAAAAAAAACUCCAUGCAGAAGUGCUACUUUGGCUGCUAAUAAAAUUAAGAUAAUGAGUGAUAUAAAGGAAGAGCUCUCCAGCUCAGAAAAUGCGUGCACUGAAAAAAAGAACAGAAAACUGCCUCACCGGACUGUGUCUGCUGCAUCCAAGAAAAGGCUAAGGGACAGCUCUAAGGUAGAUGCCACUUUCAAGUCUGAAAGUGAAAAAGUAAAAGAGCAGCAUUUCAACAGUAAAACACUUUCUCAGCCUAAUUCAGCUACUGUUAGAAGAAAAUAUAUUAGAAAGUCUGAAAGGGGAAAAUCUGAAUCUGAAAAAGAGACAAAGAUGACACAAAAGAACAGGCAUAGUAAUGACGAUAAGCAGCCACACACAACUGUCCGUGCUGCAUCUCUUAAAGUGAAAAAUUCUGCAGUAGAAUUUUCAGAGGACGACUCCAAAAGCCGUAAAUCAGAGGAUGGGAGCAGUAAGAAAGCUUCUGACCAGUCGACUUUUGCACGCAAACAUCAUGCAGUGAGCAACUCUGAGGAUGAGGCAGGUUCUGAAUCAGGCAAGUACAAAGGUAAAAAAACCAAGGAGGUGACCGGUCAAAAGGCUGGGAUGUCUUUCAGAAAAGCAAAAUGCUUGAGUGCCGUAAAGGACACAGAGUCUGAAACAGGAGAGCAGGAAGGUGGAAGAAGUUCUGUGUGCCAGUGGACUGAUCCUUCUGGGACUGCAAAGAUUGGAAAAUCUGGAGCUGGUGCCAGUUCAAAUUGCUCUUCCAAUUUAGAAUCUGAAACUGAUUCUAGUAACAGUAGCUAUAGGAAUGCCACAAAAACAAAAAAGAGGAAAAGAAAAAGAAAAACUAAAGUAAUUAGAAAAGGUAAAAAUUCAAAUGUAUCUAAGCCUUCCAGAAGGCCCCAGCGAACAAAACGCUCUAAACUUAAUCAAGAAAAUGACUCUGAUGAUGUGGACUACACCAAAUAUAAAAGAGCAAAUCGACGUUCUAAAAUAAGAACUAGAAAUGGGGGUAGAAGGACUGUGAGAUAUGAUGAUGGUGGUGGUGAUGAUGAUAGAGGUCUAGAUGACAUAGAUUGUGGAACAUAACCUUAAGAGGAAAAGCCAGUCCGCUUUUUUUAUGGUAAUAGUGCUAGGAUUCAUGAUGAAUGCUGGCUCUUCUUUGUCCUAUAUUUCAGGGAAUAUAUUUAUAUUUUUCUAUGAAAAAGUUAUUAAUGUUAAAUCAUGACUCUCCUUUUCAUAUUUUGACUUGCACUUGCCUGCCCAUGCAGCAGCAUUUAGCACAGAUGCCAAAAUGUGCCUCAUUAUAGGGGCAAAAUUUUGUCUUUACUGGUAUUUUACUACAUAUAACAAGAGUUUAAAAAAAGUUAAACACCUGGCAACAGGUUAAUAGCAGUAUGUUGAGUAUUAUUUUGGGUGCUGCAAUGUGCUACUACCUGGGCCUUACAAUAUAAGUGCAUUCAAGAACAGCUGAUUUUAACACCUCUUAAUGUAUGAAAUCUCAUUCAACAGUAACAGACUUGCAGAUAUUACUGUACAUUAUAAAAACAGUGGUGAAUGAUGACAUUACAAACAUCAGAAAUAAUAAAUGAAUAUUACAUUAAUAAUUUGAAUUAGUACAGCUUUUCAAAUGUACAGUGCACUAUUGAAAAUACACAACCUGAACCAACUAGUAAUGGAAAAUAUAUAUUUACCAAUUUUUAAAAAAUGGUAUUGGUAAAAAUAGGGUUUUGCAGACAGGUGGUACUGUCAUUUUUAAUAUGUGACUUCCAUGCUGUAAAUUUGAGACCACGAAAUGCAGGUGAACUCUUGGGCCUAAGGGUUUGUGUGUGUUUAUGUUUAUAAAAUAUGAAAAGAAACAUGUGCUGUGUAUUUUUUAAAACUUGUGUAUUUAAAACUUGUUUAUCUUUUAAAUGGGUGAAAAGUUUGAGGCUCAGAAUAUUAUUUCAGAUGUGUUUGCUACAGUUGCCCACCUGCUUCUUUAAAUUUAAACUUUUUACCUUAAAAGUGCCUCAUUGUUAGAUUGUAGGUAAACCACACCAAAUUCUGAUUGUCAUCAUACAACAUCUACAUGCUGAUGUUUAAGUUGCCAUUGUUGAGAACAAAAAUAAUUUCAACUUAUUAUAACAUACAAGGGAAAGGGAGUUGGACAAUUGUUAAUGAGAUUAAUGUACAUUUUUCAAACUAAAAUAUGUAGUUCUGCAUCAGUUUCUGAUGCAAUUUGCAAAGUGUUCAAGGAGUGGUAUUUAAAUCCUUCUCAGUGGCUUUAUAUGUUGCAGUGCAGUAAGAAUCUCAAGAAGAAAGAUGUUCAUGAAUCUGAUAGCAUAAAGACUUUUCUUAAUGACAGUUUUAUUUCAGUGGUGCCCCUUCAUACCCAAAAUUCGUUCCAUUAGUUCAAAUCUAAUUGUUUUGCUAUCAACAUUUAACCCUUCACUUUGCUGCCAUAGAUCCGUGCUGUCUAACCUUUAGGGCUUAAGAAUCAAAAAUACUAUUUCAGUAAAGUCAAGGGACUACAAUAAUUUCUCUACCAUGUUUCUGCUCUUUGCACUGUUCUGGUGGUACAAAGGUAGUGGAAGCCAUCCAUAAGUCCACUCCUGGAGAUUCCCCCACUGUGGGGGUUGUCCCCCAUGGGCAUAUGGCACAUGUGUAUCCUACAUCUCUCUCCAAGUUCUGUAACUAACCACCUGCAUUGAGGGUGGAGAAGGGCAUGUUUGAGGGGUGGGAAAUUGGCUGGAAUAUUAGACUCUGGCUAUUUUAGCUGGCAGAUCAUUCCUUGAGAACCACAGCAAGUUGGCAAAAGUUGGAGCAGUCCCUAGACUGCUUCAAUCUGCACCAUUACUGAAGCCAGAGCUGUAACUGGUGGUUGGUUUCAACUUUUCUCCCCCUUUCCUCCCACAUUUCCUGAUCUUCCUUGGCUAGUUGUGAGGGAGAGGAGCCGUCCUUUGCUCGGUGCUCCCAUAGGAUCAGGAACAGGCACAGCUAGUCUGUAUUAAGCCUAAUGGAAAUCUAGUUUAUACCAUUUGUGCCCUAAUAUUUUGUUCCUUUUCUGAUUUGAAUAUAGCUCUUAAUUCAGUAUAUUUUUGUAGACGUUUGUGGGUUUAAAUUGUUCAUCUUUCUUUGUCUGAUUUUUUAAGCAGAGCAAAGAUGCCAAAGUACGAACCAGAUUGUCUAUUGAGAUUGUUCACUGUUUUAAGUGUUUUGUAUCUAGUACUUUAGAAAUGCCCUUCUCAGAAGGGAUAAAUGUUUGCUUUAUCUGAAAAUUAAUUGGCUGCAUUGUACAGUGGUUGCUUGGUUGGGCUGGUAAUUAGGGGUUUUGAAGUGUAAUAAUUAGGAGUCCUGGAGUAAACCCUUGAGGAUAUAAGGGAGCCUCAGAAUUCUUGCUAUCUAAUUGAAGUAUAAAUUAAGUAGGUCUGUUAGGAUUUUUAUUUUCACCCUUGGUGUGUAAUUUUUGUUUAGGCCUAGAUUUAAAGAGAGAUCUUUUAAAGUUCAAAUACAGUACUUUCAAAGGAAGUAUACAAAUAUAAUUAUAGGUUCAUAAAACAAGCCUAAAUGGUUGGGGACAAACUCUGCCCAUUGAUGCAUUCAAAGGGCUCUCAUUCUGUGCAUGAGAGGGGAAAAAUUGGCUUUUCUAAAGUACAGUCUUUCAUAAGUCAACUUGCAUUGUUCAUGCUACACAUUUACAAUAUUUGACAAUCAUUCUCUUACACACACCCUAAUCACUGGGAGAAAAUAGUAUUUUAUUCUAUGUUAUCAUAUGCUCCUGGGUGCUAUUUCAGUUUACUAUGUAUAGGCAGGUAGUAGAGGGUUCUGGUUACAACAGGAGGAUAAACAUUUAAAAGGUAAAUGGAAUUAUGGCUGCUGAUUCUUAUUUAGCAAUCUUCCACCCCUUUCUCCCAAAGUCAAACAAUUAUUCUUUCACAAGCAUCAUUUGAACUACAAGGCUAUUUUUCACUAUUUUAAGUCGUAACUCCAUUCUCAGAAAACAACUCCCUGCACUGCUGAAGGCUUUAUUGAUGUUACUCAGCAAUUGCAAGAGAGUUGCAGUAUUUACAACUCUGGGCUUGGAAAGUGUGGGGGAGAAGUGGAGGGGGAGGGAGAGUGAGGAACAGCAGUCCAUCCUGUUCUGUGUCAAGUUGUGGGCAGAAGAAAAUGUUGAAAGUGCUGCUUGGGCAAGCAAUAGAACUUGUCCACAAUGUGUAGGAAUGUGCUUGGAGGUGGACCCAGCUAAUACGAGCCCAUGUGCUACACCCCCCUUUGGGCCAUAGUAUGUGUUAUAGGGGAAGUGCUCAGCUUCCACCCCACCUCUACCUCCAAAUCUAAUUAGAGCAUACCCUGUUGUCAAUAGCAAGCAUUAACUGAUACAUUUAUGGAUGCCCCUGCCCAGAGCAGCAAUACACUGUACUCCACAAUAGGUUACUUCCACCUACCCUGUGGAAUAUUUCUGGCUGGCAGGUUUCUUGUAAAAGGAGAGGCACUAGGCUGCAUCUCUGUUCUUCAUUAUUCAUUGGAUAAAACAAGAUUGACUGUAAGAUGGAACAUCUAUUAUGAAUCCAGACGUUGAGGGGGGAACUUCAAUCUAGUUCUGUUGCUACUUGUAUACUUUAAUAUUAAAAUAGUGAUAAAAGAAACAUGUAUAUCAACAGAGAAAAUAAAUACUGCUUUUUCUGGAUCCCCAAUCUGAGA
Messenger RNA from Caretta caretta (loggerhead turtle), 11698 nucleotides. RefSeq names its product bromodomain and WD repeat domain containing 1 (gene BRWD1). Gene Ontology annotation, cellular component: nucleus. Lineage: Eukaryota; Metazoa; Chordata; Testudines; Cheloniidae. Gene Ontology annotation, biological process: cytoskeleton organization; regulation of transcription by RNA polymerase II; regulation of cell shape. Gene Ontology annotation, molecular function: protein binding. The record is from RefSeq and is a predicted model, not a curated record.